AUGAAGAAUGUGAACUUUUACAUACCAGAUGAAGUAUGGGAACAGAUUUUUUUACGCGAGCCAGUGGAGACACUUAUACGAUGGAAGUGUGUUUGUAAAAAAUGGAACCGAAUCAUCAGCGACAAGUCCUUCAUCAAAGACUAUGGUCUCCAUCAAAAAACAUCCCAAAACACACGUAAAUAUUUACUCCUCAACUACUGUGAUCGCAAAAUAGAUUCAGCCCUUCCGAGCCCUUUUAAUUAUCGGGAUCAUCCACGACUCCAUCGACUUAGGAUCGGGCACUAUGAUUCCUGCUACUCAGCAGGCCUCAUCGAUAGAAAUUCAUCAUAUAAUGUUCUCGAAUAUUACAAUGACAUAUUUUGCAGAGAUCUCACUAGAUGUUGUCUAGAGGUUUACGGUAUUUGUGAUGGUUUAUUAUGUUUGGCUGUUCAUGCCAAUUAUUUACGCGAUGAUUUUCCUAUAUUUUUAUAUAAUCCGUUCAUCAGAAAGGGGAAGAAACUAAUUCCUCCUAGGCGUGCAGGUGCAGAUAACUUCACAUUGUUUGUUUCGUUGUGUUUCGGGUUUCACGAUGAUGAUUACAAAGUACUCAGGGUUCUUGCAUUUCAGAAUAGGUACGAGAUUUAUGUUUAUAGUCUGAACACCGAUAGUUGGAAGUUUGUGAAAGCUGAGGUUAAUAUUGAAGAUGGAGGGAGCUUGGAAAAAUUUAAUGUUCUGCCGUACCCUAAGGCCAGAUUAGUAAAAGGUGUCGCGUAUUUCAUACAAGGUAACAGAAUUAUAUCAUAUGAUCUCGAUGAUGAGAAAAUCAGGAAAAUACAAUUGCCGGGAGAUAUGAGUUCUGCUACCCAUGUUAUCAUGGAAGAAUACGGAGAAUCAAUAGCUCUAAUCGGAUCUAAUGCUCAAUUUUACAAUACCUAUAAUGUCUGGGCUAUUGGCUAUGGUGUGGUGAUGUGGGUACUGAAACAGAGUGACAACUCUAAUAUAUGGGAAAAAAAGUUCGAUAUCAGAGGGGGAGGAAUUAAUAAGCAUCGGUGGAUCCUUUAUCCUGUUGUGCAAGCUAUGGGAGGCUUCGUUAAUAACAAUGAACUUGUGAUGAGGAAGUGGAAGAUUUACGGUGAUAAAUAUCUGCAUCGUGAGUAUUUUCUGUUCAACGUAGAAACUGGAUUUCAAAAACAAAUUUCAAGACCACGCGAACAAGCAAGAGGAGAAUUUUAA
Molecule: messenger RNA, 1212 nt
Organism: Daucus carota subsp. sativus
Lineage: Eukaryota; Viridiplantae; Streptophyta; Magnoliopsida; Apiales; Apiaceae
Product: F-box/kelch-repeat protein At3g23880
Exons: 1
Coding region: 1-1212 (403 amino acids)
Molecular function (GO): protein binding
Source: RefSeq, a predicted model, not a curated record